Molecule: messenger RNA, 6158 nt
Organism: Saccoglossus kowalevskii
Lineage: Eukaryota; Metazoa; Hemichordata; Enteropneusta; Harrimaniidae
Product: histone-lysine N-methyltransferase NSD2-like
Cellular component (GO): nucleus
Molecular function (GO): histone methyltransferase activity; protein binding
Source: RefSeq, a predicted model, not a curated record
UAUUCCGACUAUUUUCGGAGGUUGAAAUUGUGAGACUGUGGGUGAAGCGUACAUUCGCGAAGAACUACAGCAACUAUCAGGGUUCUGAGGCUUUCUGAUUAGCAGCGAGUCCCUGAAUGGGAACAGCCCAGUCCCAACUGGAGGGUGUGCCUGUGAUUGAGGAAGUGUCAUCGCAAGGAAGUGUGAGUAGCAGUAGCAGCAAUAUAAGUACAGGUAUCGGCAUGGAUCAAACAGGAAGACAACAGUUGCCACCACCCCCACCGUUGCAGAGUGCUGUUGACAGCUCUCGUCCUCCAACAUUUAGUCAGCCCAAUGUACAGAACAUGACACCAGCUGUUUCAUACAGUCAACCCUACAGUCAUAUUCGUGUGAACCCUGUGCCAGGUCCUCCCUAUCAUAAAAUUGCACAACCUAUGCAUCAUCAAUCAAUGGCACAACAAUUGCCAAUGUCACAGUUUCCCACAUACUCGCCACAGCCAUAUAUGCCACAGCCAACUUUUCCACCGUCAAUGUCAUCUCAAUCGUACAUGUCUCCACCACAAAUGUCAACAUCACAACAAAUGGCUCCUGGGUUUUCUCCCAACAAGUCUCCACAGAUGAUGUAUCCACAGCAGCAACAACAACAACACCAACAGUAUAUGCAGCAUUAUUUGCCUCCAAAACAGCAACAGUCGGCUUCGCCACAAGCACAGCAACCAGCAAUGUCGCCGUCAUCUCCUCAAAAUACUGUUGCACCCCCUGUAGCCAGGACUACUACCACCGGUAACAUUCCUAAUGUUGAUCCUUAUUUACCAACUCCUCCUUCAGAAUCUGCCCCAUCAGAGACAUCCGAUGCCCCGCCUAGUUCACCAGAGAUUAAAAUGAAAAUCAAAAAGACAUUUACGCAUGGUCGACCAAAGUUGACUUCUACUUUAUAUGAAGGAGAGGUCACAGGUGCCACUGAUAGACCAAAUGCUUCAGUGAGAAAUGAAAUUGCAGCUAGUACUGGUGCGCAGUCUGCAUCUAUGCCCACGGCAUCAGAUGAAUCAACAGAGCCACUGCCUGUACAAAGUACAUCACCACAACAUUCAGACCCAGGAGUCUUGCCCGCUGUCCAGCACCCACCAGUCGCGAAGAAACCCCUCACAUUGGCGCAAAAGAAGGAAACUGUGAAGGCUGGGAAAGUAGCAGCUGCCACAAAACCAACUGCCGUAAAAUCCCCAGCACCGGUGUACGAAGAGAAACCAUGCGAGUGGCUGGUUGGAGAUCUUGUGUGGUCUAAAGUGAGUGGUCAUCCUUGGUGGCCAUGUAUGGUUGCAUAUGAUCCAAAUCUUGGUGUUUACACACGAAUGAAAGGUUCAGGUCUUAAGAAUUAUAGGCUUUAUCAUGUUCAAUUCUUUGGGGAGGUACCAGAAAGAGGAUGGGUCAGCGGUACCAGUAUGCGAAAAUUCACUGGAAAGGCACAGUAUCAGGUAUUGGUUGAAGAAUUAGGAGCUAAAAUAAAAAAUAGAGCAGAGAGAGCAAAAUUUUUGUCCAAGAAUACAUUAAAACCGGCAAAGCGUGUUGCUUGGGAGAUAGCUGUACAGGAAUGUGAAAGGGCGUUGCCGAUGAGUAGGCAUGAACGUAAACUUAAUUUUACCUUCAAGUAUGAAAUGCCCACUUCAGGUGAAGGUGUAGCACAAGGCGAACAAAUUGAUGUUGUUUCGCUGGGCGACUCUCCAAAAAUGAAAGCAAAGAGAGCUUAUAAGAAACGAAAGGCUGACGAGGAAGCAGCCGCUGCUGAAGGACCUACUCAAAGUGGAGAUGCAGCUGGAUCAGGAAAUGAUAGUAAUAGUGAAUUUGUUACUCCACCAAGGACUAAAAGAAAGUACAUAAAACGAAAAAUUAAAAUCAAAGCUUCGCCGAUUGACCAUAUUUCUGUUGCCGAUGUAUUGCUAGCAGACAACAAAGAUACGCCAAAGAAACGUGGCCGCAAGCCAGGGUUUCUUAUUUUUUAUCAGAAACACAAAGAACAAGUGAAAAAUGAACACCCAGAUUAUAGCGAUGAACAGGUUGUGGAGUCUUUAAAGCAGCAAUGGACUGCAAUGUCUGAGAAGCAAAAAUGCAGGUAUAAAUCUAAGUUUGCUGCUGGCACAUCAGAGGACCCCACUAAAGCAGGGAAACGAAAAGCAGAUGACCAUGGCGACCAACCUCCUUUGAAAAGAUCAAGAAGAGAAUUGAGGCCGUCAAAGAAAAUGCAAGAGGCUGAUGUAGAAAACAUAGGAUUUUCACCAGAAAUGACCAAAGCACUGAAGGUAAUUAGUCCCCAAGCAGAUAAUGAAAAACCAACAAAAAUACGUGAUCGUAAAGACUCUGUGGAAGCAACUUUGGACAAUGUGAUAGCAGCAGCAAGGAUAGUAGCAGGUGUGCCUGAAAUGUCACCUGAUGGAACACCAAUGAAGAAAAAACGUGGAAGGAAACCCAAAAUUGUGAAAGAGAUGGAAGCUGCUGCAGCUGCAGCUGCUGCUGCGGAUGCUGUUAAUGCUGCUGGAAAACCAAGUACGGCCAUGUCUCCAACUAAUCCUUCAGGAGAGAUGCCUGUGAAAAGAAAGAGAGGAAGGCCUCCGGGAUCUGUGAAAAAAAAGAACCUUGAAGACAGAUUAAAGCCACCCCAAAAGUCAAUAACUGCUGAAAUGACUAAAGAUUUUGCUGAAAUGCAAGAAGAUGAAAACCCUCUUGUUAUUGACACUAGUAUUAUCAGCGAUGCGAUACAGUCGGCCACUAAUGGGAAUAGCGAAAAUAACGACAGCGAGUGUAGCAAUGGCAAUUGUAGUGGUAGUGGUAAUGGCUGCAGUACCACCAGUAUGACCAAUGGCAAAAAUACUUCUCGGACAACUGGCGGAGGAGCUGGUGCAUCACGAAAGGAAAAUGUGUGCCAAGUGUGUGAACGGCCGGGAGAGCUGCUACUAUGUGAGGGCCAGUGCUGUGGAGCUUUUCAUCUCGACUGUAUAGGACUACAACAAAUGCCAUCUGGCGUGUUCAAAUGUGAUGAAUGCAUUUCAGGUGUCCAUUCAUGUUUCAUCUGUACCAAAUGUGAUAUCGAAGUAAAGCGCUGUUCAGUUGCUUUGUGUGGCAAAUUUUAUCAUGAAGACUGCUUGAAGAAGUGGACACUGACCAGGUUUGAUGGGAAAGGUGUUACUUGCCCUUUACACACCUGUCAAGCCUGUGCUGCAGACAACCCAAGGAAUCCCAAAGCCACUAAAGGACGAUUAACACGAUGUGUUCGGUGUCCAACUGCUUAUCAUACUGGGGACAACUGUAUAGCUGCUGGAAGCAUUGUACUUGCCUCCAAUGCUAUAGUUUGUAGUAAGCACUUCCAGCCUGUGAAAACACAGAAGCAUCAUUCGCAUGUCAACGUCAGCUGGUGCUUUAUGUGCUCCAAAGGGGGAAGUUUGAUGUGUUGUGAAAGUUGCCCAGCAGCGUUUCAUCCCGAUUGUAUCGGAUAUGACGAGAUCCCAGAUGGUAGCUGGUAUUGUCGUGAUUGUACUAAUGGUAAACGACCUCAAUAUGGUGAUAUCGUCUGGGUCAAGUUGGGAAAUUACAGGUGGUGGCCAGCAGAAGUUUGUCAUCCAAGAAACAUUCCACUAAAUAUUCAAGAAAGAUCCCAUCAAGUUGGUGAAUUUCCUGUCCAUUUCUUUGGUUCGAAUGAUUACUAUUGGACUCAUCGAGCCAGGGUCUUUCACUUUCAAGAAGGGGAUAAGGGGAGUGCAGAAAGAGGGUGCACCAAGGGACUUGCAGCAGUCUUCAGACAAGCUUUGAAACAAGCAAAUGACAAAUUCCAGGAGUGGAAAAAGGCCAAAGACCUCAGGGAAGCUAAAGAUCUACAUAACAGUGGAAAGAAACCAGCACCUUUUAAAUUUAUCAAGACAAAUAAACCUGUAGGCAAAGUUGUAAUGCAGCAAUGUGAUAUAUCUCAAUGUACACCAUGUGAAUGUAAGGCUGACAUGAAGAACCCCUGUGGACCAGACAGUGACUGUCUAAAUCGUAUGCUUUUAAUAGAAUGCCAUUCGCAGGUUUGCCCUGCUGGGGAUAAUUGUCAGAAUCAACGUUUUCAAAAGAUGCAGUAUCCUGAGACUAUUCCAUUCCGUACCGAUGAGAAAGGACGAGGCUGGGGAUUAAAAACCACGCAGGAUAUUAAAAAGGGUGAUUUUGUUCAUGAAUAUGUUGGUGAAUUAGUUGAUGAAGAAACUUGUCGUGAACGAAUCAAAAAGUGUCAGCAAUUGGAUAUAGAUAAUUUUUACAUGUUAACAAUCGACAAGGAUCAUGUAAUCGACGCUGGACCAAAAGGAAAUUUAGCGAGGUUCAUGAAUCAUUCUUGUGAUCCAAACUGUGAAACCAUGAAAUGGACAAUUCUUCCAGAUACCCGAGUUGGCUUGUUUGCCAAGAGGGAUAUUACUGCUGGUUCUGAGUUGACCUUCAAUUACAAUUUAGAUUGCUUGGGUAAUGAGAAAAAGAAGUGUGAAUGUGGUGCCAAGAAUUGCAGUGGAUAUAUUGGUGUUCGGCCUCGGUCUUUACCUCAAGAGGAGAAGAAACAAAAGAAAAAGAAGCGAAAAAGGAAAAAGAAAAAUAAUCUAGAGAAACAUGAGCAUGAAGAUGAUUGUUUUCGAUGUGGGGAAGGUGGUGAAUUGGUCAUGUGUGACAAGAAAACUUGUCCCAAAGCGUAUCAUGUGAAAUGUCUUGGUCUCUCGAAAAGGCCUUAUGGAAAAUGGGAAUGCCCCUGGCAUCACUGUGAUACCUGUGGUAAACAGUCAACCAAGUUGUGCAUAGAUUGUCCUAACUCUUAUUGUGAAACUCAUUCAAACAUUUUAACAAAACACAAAGGAAAACUGUACUGUGAGGAACAUGAUCUUGACAACAUCUCUUCUGAAAAGGACUCAUCCAGUGAUCUCAACAGCAAAGGAGAUAUUUCAUCAGAAGAAAGUGCAAAGCCAUCCCCAAAUCCAUCUGAACAUGUGGAGAGUGAACUUAACAAUGAAUGACUUCUAACUGGAAGACAUGGGCAUUCUGCAACUCUGCUCAAAUGUACAUGUUAAAAUGAGACAUGAUUGCAAGGAAUACAUCUUUGGUGCUUGGUCUGUUUCUUGAUGACUGAACAUUUAUUAUAGCAAGGUCGACCUACAUUUGUUGAUAUGUGCACACCGGCUGCUUGUUCAUCUUUUUAAACAUUUCAAGAACUGACAAUGUUUGGCAUUUAGGGGGGGGGGUCUCCAAAAUUUCAAUUUAGACUGUAUUAUUCGGCUAUCUGGCCUUCCUCUGAGUGGUGUGGCAGUGCUGGUUGAAGAUAUUUUCAUUAGAUUGUUUUUUAUUUUUAAUUUUAUUUGUGUACUGUACAUUUCUUUAUUGAAUAUUAACUGCCAUGUACGAAUAUUAAAAUGCCCGUUGUUAAAACAAAACUAAAUUUGACAAUUCUAUCAGAUGUUUUUCAAUAAUACUGUAAAGAAGGUUCCAAUAUUUUUAGAACACUUUAUGCAAUUGGGUAGAUAUAUAAUUACUGUAUAGCAUGAGUGUGUGACAAGAAAUGUACUACUUAUUGCACAUGGCCUUGUGGCAGUUCCUGCAUAUUUUUGUUAACAAAAAAAAAAAGGCAACCUUGUUGACUAUUAUUUGGCAUGAUCAAAAGAUGUAGCCAUAACUGUAAGUGAGCUUUAAAGCAAUGUAUUUUAUAAUUUUCACCUCCCUUUUAAAAUUGUCUAAAAUUUUCCAUGCAAAUUGGGUAUCGAGUAUUUUCUAUAACUUUCACUGUAUUUCUGGUCCACAGUAGGGAGCGGUUUAAAAAAAGGAAUCUCUAAUUUUUAUACACUAGUAAAACAGAUGCUGGGUUUCUCUGCUGAAUGCAACUUGACUCAUCCUUUAUGCAUAUUACUGUUGUAGUGCUGUAGACAAUUGAAAAGUUGCUGGAAAUGAAAUGUUUUACCUAAGUCAGGUUUUCUUUUUUUGCCUCAGUUUUUGUCACAUGUACAGAACUCAAUCUUGGGAAUUUUUUAAAAAAGAAUGAAGUUGUAACAGUUGCAUUAAUAAUAAUUUAACAAUAAAUUGUUUUAUGCAUUUAUUGAAGUAAUCCUCUUAAGAGUAGAUGUAAAGUGUCAAUUUUUUUAUCCUGUAUUUUUUAUCAGAAGACCAUCAAUAAACAAGUCUGUCUU